AUGAGUCAAGAGACUAUACUGUCGUUAAAACCAGUUCCAGAUGAGGAUGUCGGGGAUGAUAGUGACUAUGAAGAAGCGCAGUACGUAGAUACGCAAAAUCUUUUCAGUGGAGAAAGUGACAACUCUGACAACGAUAUCCCCGUGGUGCAUCAAGAUCAAGUGCAAGAUUUGUACAAUCCACCACUACACAUGAGAAAUCCCACAUACUCACUUGACGAAGAUGCAUCAAUUUUUGAAACCACGGAGCCACUUCGGAUAGAUUGGGGGUUGCUUGGCAUGGAAUUUAAUAACAAAAAGGGAUGUGUAUUCGCCAUUCGCCAAUUUCACAUCAGAAAUUGUCUUGAUUAUUCCGUUUAUAAGUCUGAUUCUAAACGACUCAUAAUCAAGUGUGUUAACGAAGAAUGUGCCUUCAAAUGCAGAGCAUAUGUGGGGAAGGGGAGUGGUAAGUGGGUGAUCACUAAGGUUAGCGGUCCGCACACAUGCAUGUCUUCCACAAUGUCUCAAGAUCAUAGAAAACUUGAAUCUAAUCUAAUAUGUAACAAUAUCAAGUCUCUAAUCAACAGUGAUGCCUCACUGAAAGUGAAACACAUCAUCGCUCAUAUUCGGGAGACAUUCAACUACACAAUCUCUUACAAAAAGGCAUGGAUUUCAAAGAAUAAGGUUAUCACUACUAUUUAUGGAAACUGGGAGACUUCAUACAACGACCUGCCGCAAUGGUUGUUGGUCAUGAAAACAUAUCUACCAGGUACUAUAAUAGAACUAGAGACCCUUCCUGUAUUUUCAAAUGAAGGGACUCAAAUCAGCGGUGCUAGAGUUUUUCACCGCCUUUUUUGGGCUUUCCAACCAUGCAUCAAGGGUUUUGCAUUCUGCAAACCGGUGGUUCAAGUAGAUGGCACAUGGUUAUAUGGAAAGUACAGGGGAACUUUGUUAAUGGUUGUGGCACAAGACGGAAAUAGGAACAUAUUUCCAAUAGCUUUUGCAUUGGUAGAGGGUGAAACUGGAGAAGCAUGGAGUUUUUUCUUGAGAAAUCUUAGAAUGCAUGUCACACCACAACCCAACCUAUGUUUGAUAUCAGAUCGACAUGAGUCAAUAAAGAGUGCCUAUAAUAACCCAGAUAAUGGCUGGCAACACCCUCCCUCCUCACACGUCUAUUGCAUCAGACAUAUAUCGCAAAAUUUCAUGAGGGAAUUCAGAGACAAGGAACUUCGGAAAAAAAUUGUUAACAUGGGGUAUGCAUUAAAUGGGGCAACAUAUGAAUACUACAGGGGAGAGAUACGUAAGGUUAACAUAGAAGCGUUAGAAUGGAUAGACAAUAUUCCAAGAGAAAAAUGGACGAGAUCAUUCGAUGGAGGGAAACGUCGGGGUCAUAUGACUACCAACCUUGCAGAAUCAAUGAACUCAGUUUUAAAAUCCACAUGCAACCUACCUAUUACCGCUUUGGUAAAAUCAACAUAUUAUCGAUUGGACACAUUGUUUGGGAAAAGAGGACAUGAUUGGACUAAAAUGUUGGGUUCUGGCCAACUGUCCACUGAAAACUGCAUGAAGGGAAUUGAGGAGGAAGUAAUCAAAUCAAAUAGCCACACGGUUAUGCAAUUUGAUCGUGAGAGGUUCUGCUUCCUGGUCCAGGAAACUGUUCAUCAUAGUGACGGCAGACCGACUACCCAUUACAACGUCGACCUUCAGAAACUUACGUGUGAGUGUGGAAGAUUCCAAACGUUUCAUGUCCCUUGCUCACAUGUUAUUGCAGCGUGUUCAAGCAUAAGAGAAGACUAUUCUGUGCAUAUAGCUGACGUGUUCAAAGUUGUAAACGUAUUUAAGGUCUACGAGGAAACUGUCCUCGGAUCCCGACUGAAACAAGUUGGCCACAAUAUGAAGGUGACACGCUAUGCCACAACGACCGCAUGCGGAGAAACAAGAAAGGUCGCCCAAACAAUUGUCGGAUUAGAACUGAAAUGGACAACGUUGAAAAAGAAAAAAGGAGGUGUGGUAUUUGUCGAGAAAUAG
This is a messenger RNA of Lathyrus oleraceus (garden pea), 2004 nucleotides long. RefSeq lists its product as uncharacterized. The coding region runs from base 1 to 2004 and encodes 667 amino acids. Gene Ontology annotation, molecular function: zinc ion binding. The transcript has 2 exons. NCBI's taxonomy places the organism in Eukaryota, Viridiplantae, Streptophyta, Magnoliopsida, Fabales, Fabaceae. The record is from RefSeq and is a predicted model, not a curated record.